AUGACGCCCGAGGCAGUUUUGGCAGGUGUAACGCUGCUCAUCAUGGCAGUGGCCGUCUUUAUUUAUAUCAUCAUCAUGGGGCCCUCGCGCUACCAUCGCGACGGCGUGGUUGGACGCCUGUACCUGCGCCUGAUGGACUGCCCGACAGUCUGCUGCGGCUGUUUCUGCAGCAUCUUUUUCGGCUGCAGCUACAGGCGCGGGCGACAGAAGUGGACGCGCUGCGUCGACCAUACGUUGCGGGAGCGGAACUGGUUUAUGGUAGUCUUCUACAUUCUGCUGGUGUGGUCCGUGGAGUUUAUCUACCUAUUCGUGGUCCUUCCAGAGCUGCAGGCAGCGCUGUGGUCAAAAAUUGUGUCCUGCGGCCUUGUGAUGUUCUCCGAGGGCUCGUACGUCUUGGCCGUGUUUAGCGACCCCGGCAUCGUCACCUCACGCGAGGCGGCGGCGGUGCAACGAAACGCCUUUGCGGCGCAUGCAAGGACCACAGAGAAAAGGCGGCAAAAACAGCAGGGUGGGGGAGGUGCCACCUGCGUCGGUGGCGAGACCAGUAAGCAGCAUGGCGCGAACAAAAAUAGUGUGGGUGUUGCGUGGAACCAGGCGCAGUUCUGGCGGAGGCGGGAAGAGGCCGAGGCGCUGCAGAACAGUAAGUACGUCCUGGACGGUAUUCUCUACUCUGUGGACGGUAGAAGUGUAGCGGGGAACACUGCCGGCGGACCCUCGCCGAGGGCGGUCACAGCGACGACGACAUUUUUCACCGGAAUGGAGUGCACCACGUGCCACGUGCCCCGCCCCAGUCGUAGCAAACACUGCCGGUUGUGUAACUUCUGCGUGCGCCGCUACGACCACCAUUGUCCGUGGAUUAACAACGACGUCGCCGAGGGGACGCAUCGCUGGUUUUUACUUUUUAUUAUGUGCCAUGCGGUUUCUUGUUUUUGGGGCGCUUGGGACCUGUACAGCAUCAUGAAGGCAUUUUUGAUUCAAAACAACGCGUGGGGGUGGACCCUACGCCUCUACGACGGCCGCCAGUACCCGCUGCGCCUGGACCACUACCUGGCCAUCCUUGCGACGCACCAAACUCUCACCGUCUGCCUUUUUUUGUUUUCCGUGCUAAUUGGGCUUCUGCUGUGGGUGUUUUGGUGCUAUCAGAUGUCUUUUGUCUUUGCCAACCUUACGCUGAACGACAUGGGGAAGAUUGACGACGCCGUUGAGUGUAUCGUCUCGCUGCCGUCGCUGGAUGCAGUGUACAAAAUGGCGCUAGACGUGCGGCAUCGUCUGGAGAUUGUGGCGGCGCGGCCCCCCCGCAAACUGCGGCAACUUGAGGGGCCCCCGCCGGGUGUUGUGCUGGGGAGCCGUGGCGAUAGGUCGUACAGGAAGCGGGUGCGAACGAUGCUGUACAGUGACCUCAAGGGCCUCUUUGACCGUGGGCUGUGGGGCAACGUGAUGGAGGUGUUUUUCCCCUACAGCGCUGCGGGCUGCCCCCCGCGACGGAGGACGGACAGGCGGUGA
Molecule: messenger RNA, 1503 nt
Organism: Trypanosoma rangeli
Lineage: Eukaryota; Euglenozoa; Kinetoplastea; Trypanosomatida; Trypanosomatidae
Product: putative Zinc finger DHHC domain containing transmembrane protein
Exons: 1
Coding region: 1-1503 (500 amino acids)
Biological process (GO): protein targeting to membrane; peptidyl-L-cysteine S-palmitoylation
Cellular component (GO): Golgi apparatus; endoplasmic reticulum
Molecular function (GO): protein-cysteine S-palmitoyltransferase activity
Source: RefSeq, a predicted model, not a curated record